AUGGCAAGCGAAAAAUAUAAAAAUGCAUUUAAUCGUAAUAAGUUAAAUAAAAUUGAAGAAUAUAAUAAAGAAUAUGAAAUGAUGAAGUUACAUAAUAAUAGAGAAGCAGGAACAAGAGGUUGUUUUAAUUUGAAUGAUUUUAUAUAUAAUAAAGAAAAUUCGAGAGUUUUAAAAAAAUUUAUUUUAUUUGUAUUAUUAAUUAUUUUAUCACCUGUUGUUUUAAUCGUAUUAUAUAAAUAUUUUUUUAUAUUUAUAUUAUCAAAAAAUAAUGCUUUAUUAUGUAGUCUUUAUAUAGUUAUAUUAUAUAUAAUAUGCCUAACUUUGUUAUAUGCAUAUUUGGCUUUUCAAGAAGAUGAAAAUUAUUCAAAGAACCAAAACCGGAAUUAUGAAAGAAAAAUGAAAUAA
Messenger RNA from Plasmodium adleri (nom. inval.), 405 nucleotides. RefSeq names its product conserved Plasmodium protein, unknown function. Lineage: Eukaryota; Apicomplexa; Aconoidasida; Haemosporida; Plasmodiidae. The record is from RefSeq and is a predicted model, not a curated record. The coding region runs from base 1 to 405 and encodes 134 amino acids. The transcript has a single exon.